Molecule: messenger RNA, 702 nt
Organism: Aspergillus tubingensis
Lineage: Eukaryota; Fungi; Ascomycota; Eurotiomycetes; Eurotiales; Aspergillaceae
Product: putative WD repeat-containing protein alr3466
Exons: 3
Coding region: 1-702 (233 amino acids)
Source: RefSeq, a predicted model, not a curated record
AUGAAGGUCUUCUACACCCUCCUGCUUGCAGCCCUUGCUGGCUCCGUGACUGCUUCGCCUGUAGCAAACGGUGGAUCGUACAAAGAUGUUCAAGGUCAUUAUCAUGAUUAUGAUGAUCAUCAAUGCACCAGGGUAGACCGCCAAUGCAAGAAGUGGGACUCCCGGGAGUGCAAGUGUCUUGAUAAAGAUGGACACAAUUACCGCCGGCAAACUGCAAGCAUCACCACACCGCCAGCAGCGACAGAUACCAACACGAAUGCUAACGCAAACACCAAUGCUAAUACCAAUGUUAACCAAAAUACCAAUGCUAAUACUAAUGCCAAUACCAAUACGAAUGCCAACACCAACCAAGCAACCACUGCACCUUCUUCGACUACCACGGUUCCUACAACUACCUCAACUUCUACCUCGACUUCAGCAUCAAGCCAGGCAACUAGUACCAGCACGAACAGCAACACCAAUACCAACACCAACACUAACACCAAUGUCAAUGUCAACACCAAUAACAACGUCAAUACCAAUAUCAACAAUAUUAACAAUGCUGCACCCGCUACAGGUGGCGGAUCGACUGAAGGCGGCGUUGUGAGACCUGGGACUGGGAUCACUGCAGGUGUGGAGGCCGCUUCUGUAUCAACUUCGACACCAACUGCCGUAAUUGGGACUGGGACAGUUGUUCAUGCAGAUAACGGACACAUAAGGUAG